Messenger RNA from Euleptes europaea (tarantolino), 420 nucleotides. RefSeq names its product nuclear transport factor 2 like export factor 2 (gene NXT2). NCBI's taxonomy places the organism in Eukaryota, Metazoa, Chordata, Lepidosauria, Squamata, Sphaerodactylidae. The record is from RefSeq and is a predicted model, not a curated record. Gene Ontology annotation, cellular component: nuclear pore central transport channel. Gene Ontology annotation, biological process: protein import into nucleus. The transcript is spliced from 3 exons. The coding region runs from base 79 to 420 and encodes 113 amino acids.
CUUGUUUAGGACUUCAAAACGUACGUGGAUCAAGCUUGUAAAGCUGCUGAAGAAUUUGCAAACAUUUACUAUGAAACCAUGGAUAAAAGGCGGCGGGUGUUGACCAAACUCUACCUGGACAAAGCAACAUUAGUCUGGAAUGGGAAUGCGGUCUCUGGGCAGGAAGGACUGGCUGACUUUUUUGAAAUGCUGCCUUCCAGUGAUUUUCAGGUGACCUCGUUUGACUGCCAGCCUGUUCAUGAGCAAGCAACUCUGAGCCAGGCAACCGUCCUUGUUGUGACGUGCGGGAGUGUAAAGUUUGAGGGGAGCAAGUAUCGAUUCUUCAACCAGAACUUCUUGCUAACAGCACAGACCACAAACAACAAUACAGUGUGGAGGAUCGCGAGCGACUGCUUCCGCUUCCAAGACUGGCUGAGUUAA